GAAUAUGUUUAUACCUGCCCAGAUAGCUCAUACAUAUAAUGAAUAAGGUUCUCACUUAAUUAUAUUUUCCAAAACAUCCAAAUGUUGAAAUAUUUAUUUAUUUAUUAAGUGGUAAACUUAGAAGUACCUAACCCUCGGCCUUAGAUGAAACUCGGGAUCCUUUUGCCGGCGGCGAGCACUGCGCUUGCAUUGCUGGAGCUGGAGCAUACUGAGCAAAAGGUUCUGUCUGUUGGAAAAGAGGAGAAGGGCGAUAUGAGGAAACCCCCGUUUGAUUCCGAUUUCGAGGCUUUUGCAAAGGCGGUGCUCGACCGCUGGAAAGUCCCGGGGGUGUCGGUUGCCGUUGUCGAUGGGGAGGAUAUAUGGGCUGAGGGUUAUGGCAUCGCUAGUUUCCCCUCAACGCCCGCGACGCCAUCAACACUAUACUACACCGGCAGCACGACCAAAGCAUUCACAGCAGCUAUCCUAUCUCUCCUCAUCGCAUCAGGCGACUUCCCGUCCUCCGAGGAACCAUCCUCCUCCUCCCCUCUGAGCUGGCAGACGCCCAUCUCGCACAUAAUCCGGGACGACUUCGUCCUAGGGCCGGGGUACGAGUGGGCGACCGCGCACCUGACGCUCGAGGACGCGCUCUCGCACCGCACGGGGUUCCCGCGGCACGACAAGGCGCUCGCCAGAAAGUACGGGCCGGAUCGCAGCAGCCCGGCCACCGUGCGCGACGUCGUCCGCAGCCUGAGGUACUUGCCCGUGGUGGCGGAGCCGCGGGUCGUCUGGCGCUACUGCAAUCUCAUGUACAUGGUGGCCACGCAUGUGAUCCAGACUCUCACGGGGAAAGGGCUGGGUGAUGUGAUGCGUGAGCGGAUUUGGGGUCCGCUGGGUAUGGAGGCUACGUAUUUAAGUGUGGAAGAGGCGCUGGACGCGGGGAGGGAGGUGGCGCGUGGGUAUUAUUGGGAUUAUCAAGGGGAAGCGGAUGGACAUGGGAAGGGCCAGGGCUUUAUCUCGGUUCCGUACGGAAGCCUUGAUCUCGCGAGCGGCGCUGGUGGUAUCGUGAGCAAUGUGUUGGACUAUGCACGAUGGAUCCGGUGCUUGAUCCGCGGCGAUGGUAGCGACGACGACAACGAAAACGGCUGUCCGGUCUUGCCUAAGGAGGCACACCGCGAGCUUAAAUUAGCUCGUAUCGCGAUGCCGCCCGAGAUGGGGAUCAAUUUCGACGCCCCGCUGGCGUACGCGCUCGGUUGGGAACUUAGUACGUAUAAGGGCUGGCGGAUAUUCACGCAUAGCGGUGGCAUGGAGGCAUACGGCGCUGAGGUUUACUUCUUGCCGGAUCUAAAGUACGGAGUGGUUACGCUAGGGAACACGGCGGUGACGAGCAAUCUCGUGGGCACCGAGCUUGCGUGGAAGUUGAUUGACGAUAAAUUGGGAGUCCCGGAAGAAGAGCGGUUUGACUGGAUUAGCCGGGGAGAGGAAGCACUUAACACCCGACUCAAGCUUGCCGAGACAGCUGUUCAUGAAUUAUAUCCGGAACGCGCAGACCCGCCGCUACCUCAGGCGCUGCCACUCGAGAAGUACGUCGGAGUCUACUCCCACCCGGCGUAUCAGAACAUCACGCUACAACUAACUGAUGAGGACUCGACCAAAAAUACGAAAGGAGAACUUGGAGCUCUGCGGGAUGAUAUGGAGUGGCAGAUGACGUUCGACUUCCACCACGUAUCGGGCGAGUUCUGGGCGGUGGUCAUCGAUAUGCUUAACACGCCCAACUUGCUCAACGGGCAGCGGGCUCGGGCUCAGUUCGAACUCGGCGUUAAGGGGACGGUGGAUAAGUUGAAGAUGGAGUUCUUGGAGGAUGGGAGUGAGGGGGUUAUUGUAUUUGAUAGGGUUGUGUGAGAUAUCAUAGCUUGAGACGAUAUAGUAUAUUGAACUGGCAAAUGCAUUUGACAGUAAAAAUCGAGGUUUAAUUUAUUCAUCUACGUACUUGACUCUAUCUAUAGAACCAAGCGAUGUUGAGGGGAUCCAGGCAGUCCUCUGUGCUAUUUCUCAUGCACUAGAUAUCACCUACCAUGUCUGCUCGCUGGCGAUAUAAUUCAACAUGACACUAAAAACUGUAAAUCCACACAUACACCGGAUGAAUGUGAAGGCGACAACCUAGUAUAUACAAGUUAGCAACACUAGAACAGAGCUAGAAAUGGCAAACAAGUAUGUAAUGCAUAUAUGCUUAAUGAGUCAGACUGUUGAGCUUGAUGAAUUUUAAUCCACAUGGAUGUUCAGUUGGCUGUUCUUAGAAGAUUGGAUCAUCAUAAAGAAAGCAAUAGAAAAUGAAAUGCAAUAAAGCAAACUUACACUUGCUGCUAGCCUAAAGAACUGGUUCAGGACUGGCUGAGGACUCGCGUGGCCACCACGGAAGACAAUGGCGCGGCGUUGAAUGUUAUUUGGUGGAGAUGUUACUUCAAAGAGCAAAGUAUCAGGACACUCGAAAUACUAUGGCAAGAUACAGUAUCUCGUGAUUUCGGGAUGAUAUUUUUUGUAGCUUGCCGUACAAACAAAGCAAUACGAUACUUAUUAACUGCUUCCA
Daldinia vernicosa is the source of this 2563-nucleotide messenger RNA. RefSeq names its product beta-lactamase/transpeptidase-like protein. The transcript has 4 exons. The record is from RefSeq and is a predicted model, not a curated record. NCBI's taxonomy places the organism in Eukaryota, Fungi, Ascomycota, Sordariomycetes, Xylariales, Hypoxylaceae. Bases 145 to 1878 code for a protein of 577 amino acids.